Molecule: messenger RNA, 2135 nt
Organism: Colletes gigas
Lineage: Eukaryota; Metazoa; Arthropoda; Insecta; Hymenoptera; Colletidae
Product: protein mab-21
Exons: 1
Coding region: 434-1531 (365 amino acids)
Source: RefSeq, a predicted model, not a curated record
GGUUCCUCAGCACGCCUUCGCUCGACCCGCUAGAGCGGGCGGUGCGGAGGAGGUGAACGACAGCGCAGUCGACAAUCUGCUCCUGCACGGAGUCGCUCGCACACCUUCUCCUCCCGCUUAUCGCUCGUGUCUCCGGCGCUUCACCGGCAUCCCUUCAGCGACGCGACGCGCCGCGCGAGGAAAACCGACCGAGAGGAACGGGUCCACGGAACGAGUUUUAAAGUUUUCGUCGGUCAGCAACGACCGAGUCCCUCGGUCAGGUCGCACGGGGCCGUAACGACCGCGUAGGCUAGAUGGAACGUCAGGGAAGAACGGCGUCUCGCUGAAACCGCGAGGAUUCUAGGUCGUCGGGGGCGUCGAUCACGAUGACGCGGUGAUCGGUGGGAAAGACUCGACAGAGGAGCCGCUACGUAGGCUUUGGGCCGCCGCAACGAUGCUGUUGCCGGCCGAUAUGCUUGCGGCCCAGUCCAAGAUGGUGUACCAGAUCAACAAGUACUUCGGCGAGAGGGUGAUGACCAGGAAAAGCCAAGUGAUGAAGACGAUACAGGAGGUCUGUCGCGUUGUGCAGGACGUGUUAAAGGAGGUCGAAGUGCAGGAGCCUAGGUUCAUAUCCUCGUUGACGGACUACAACGGUCGGUUCGACGGGCUGGACGUGAUCUCGCCGACGGAGUUCGAGAUCGUGAUCUACCUAAACCAGAUGGGGGUUCUGAAUUUCGUGGACGACGGCACGCUGCCCGGCUGUGCCGUGCUGAAGCUCAGCGACGGACGGAAGAGGUCCAUGUCCCUUUGGGUAGAGUUCAUUACCGCGUCGGGUUAUCUGUCCGCUAGAAAGAUACGCUCGAGGUUUCAAACUCUGGUGGCGCAAGCCUGCGACAAGUGCGCUUACAGGGACUCCGUGAAGAUGAUAGCCGACACCACGGAAGUGAAGCUUCGGAUCAGAGAGAGAUACGUGGUGCAGAUCACACCAGCGUUCAAAUGCGCGGGGCUCUGGCCACGAUCGGCCUCCCACUGGCCCAUAGCUCAUAUACCUUGGCCCCAUCCGAACAUCGUCGCGGAAGUAAAGACAGAGGGUUUCGAUAUGCUGUCCAAAGAGUGCAUAGGCUUGCAGGGAAAGCAAUCCGCGAUGGAGGGAGACGCCUGGGCGUUAUCGUUCAUAGACGCCGAGAAUCGGCUGCUCCAAGGCGGCAGCAGAAAACGUUGCCUGAGCAUCCUGAAGACUCUGAGGGAUCGACACCUCGAUCUACCGGGCAACCCUGUCACCAGCUAUCACAUGAAGACCCUGUUGCUUUACGAGUGCGAGAAACACCCGCACGAGAUCGAGUGGGACGAGACGUGUAUCGGUGACCGUAUCAACGGGAUUCUAUUGCAACUGAUCUCCUGCCUGCAGUGUCGCAGGUGUCCUCACUAUUUCUUGCCAAAUCUCGAUCUAUUCAAGGGAAAGUCGCCCAGCGGGCUGGAGAACGCCGCGAAGCAAGUGUGGAGACUCACCAGGGAGCUGCUGACCAACAGUCGCGCUCUCGAGAAGCUGUAGUCGAGCCAAACGACCAGACGACGAGGAUUAUCCAAGACGACAUCGACGACUCUGUGCCCGCAGACGUGUAGUGUGUGCUCGCAACGAUCGUUGACGAGAUCAAUUGCGCAUGCAUGAGUGAUUCUGUGAUCCACGGGCCCCGCGGACGAUCGAAUCAGUGCCAUAAAAUACGCUGUCGUUCCGCAUCUCCUUUCGUUCCGCGGCAGAACGUUCCUCGACCCGAUACAGGUCGCCGACGGCAGCUCGCGCCGAAUCGCGAAACAUCGGCGUUUGCUCUUAACCGGUGAUAACCAUUAUUCGUUUGCACAUUGUAUCGUACGCGUUGCUCGACUCCGCACUCGAGAAACGCGAGAUUAAAACCAGAUCGAACGCGAUUUCGAGAGCAAUUUAACGGUCCAUCGUCAUCUUCCGGUAUCGACGACGUUCAGCGCGAGUCACCGGUUACGGGUUCGCUUAGUCUUUUUCUUCUAAUCGACUGUCCUGUCCCCGCCGCAAUGUAAAUACAUCUUAAAAGAUAUUUAUUGAAGUGUAAACGAAAUUGUGAAAUACAAUGCUAUUUAUAUGGAACCGUAGACCACGGUGUUGCUAUUGUCGUCAUUUCGUC